This is a messenger RNA of Nestor notabilis (Kea), 3531 nucleotides long. It is a transcript of the gene USP40, whose product is annotated as ubiquitin specific peptidase 40. Gene Ontology annotation, molecular function: cysteine-type endopeptidase activity; cysteine-type deubiquitinase activity. Gene Ontology annotation, cellular component: nucleus; cytosol. Gene Ontology annotation, biological process: protein deubiquitination. Lineage: Eukaryota; Metazoa; Chordata; Aves; Psittaciformes; Psittacidae. The transcript is spliced from 29 exons. The record is from RefSeq and is a predicted model, not a curated record. The annotation marks the transcript as partial.
AUGUUUGGGGACUUGUUUGAGGAGGAUUUUUCCUUUAUUUCCAACAAUCAUUGUGGAAAAGGGAAGAAAUCAAAGCCCAGAGAUUUCGAACCUCCAGCUCCCAGGGAUUUCACCAACCUAAGUGGUAUCAAAAACCAGGGUGGGACCUGCUACCUCAAUUCCCUUCUGCAGACCCUGCUUUUCACGCCUGAAUUCCGAGAAGCACUGUUCUCUCUAGGACCUGAAGAACUUGGGACUCUGGAUGAUAGCAGUAAACCAGAUGCAAAGGUUCGAAUAAUUCCAUUACAACUUCAACGGUUAUUUGCUCAGCUUUUGCUCUUGGACCAGCAGGCUGCAUCUACAACAGACCUUACUGAGAGCUUUGGGUGGAGCAGUCAUGAGGAGAUGAGGCAGCACGAUGUGCAGGAAUUGAAUCGGAUCCUCUUCAGUGCUUUGGAAACAUCCCUUGUGGGGACUUCAGGUCAUGAUCUUAUUAACCGGCUGUACCACGGGAUUGUGGUCAACCAGAUCGUGUGUAAAGAGUGCAAGAACAUCAGUGAGAGACAGGAAGAUUUCUUAGACCUGACUGUGGCCGUAAAAGGUGUUGCUGGCUUGGAGGAGGCCCUGUGGAACACAUACGUAGAAGAAGAGCACUUUGAAAAUGAGAACUUGUAUCGAUGUGGAGCCUGUGAUAAACUUGUUGAAGCUUCCAAGUCUGCUAAACUGCGCAAGCUGCCACCCUUCCUCACCAUCUCCCUCCUGAGGUUUAACUUUGACUUUGAGAAGUGUGAGCGAUACAAGGAGACGAGCUGCUACACGUUCCCCAGCCAGAUAAACCUGAGGCCUUUCUGUGAGCAGACUGAAAUGGAUGAUUCAGAGUACAUGUAUGAGCUCUUCUCUGUUAUUAUACAUAAAGGUGGCUGCUAUGGAGGACACUAUCAUGUUUAUGUGAGAGAUGUGGAUGAACUAGGAAACUGGCAGUUACAAGAAGAAGAGAAUAAGGUGAUUGAAGAAAAGGCUUCAAGAGAUACUGAAAAUGCCAAAGAAAUAGAAAAUCCAUUGGCAGUCUUUAAAGGGAUUUUGUCAGAGGAAGAAUCUAAACAACUUCCUGUGGAUCAAUUGGGGCAGAAAUUACUGGAGAAAAAAGGGGUGUCCUGGAAUAAGAAGUACCGGAAGCAGUACGGAGCGUUGCGAAAGUAUUUGCAGAAUCAUCCUCAGAUAUUUCAGUUCAGUCCUGAUGAAAACAAGGUUGGUCUGAAGGAAAAACACAAGCUCAUGUUGAAAUCAGAUUUUCAAGGCCAAGAUCUCCAAAGCCUUCCUCAGAAGAAUGAUGUCCAGUGGGAUUCAGAAAAAACCCCUCCAAGGCUAAAGGACAGUUCUGCAGGUUGUCAUUGGUUUGAUCUGAAUGAUUCCAAAGUUCAGCCGAUCAAGGAAAAGGAUAUUGAGAAACAAUUUGAGGGGAAAGAGAGUGCCUACAUGCUGUUUUAUCGCAAAUCUCAGUUAAAAAGACCACCUGAAGCUCGAGGAAAUCCGAGGUACAAAAUACCCACCCACCUUCUGAAUGAAAUGAAUGCUGCUAAUACUGAGCUGCAAAAGAAGAGAGCGGAAUGUGACUCUGCCAACAACGGCAUCGAUUUACAUCUCCACUUGAGCUCGUGUUAUACAUUUCACAACGGUGCUUUGCACCCUGCACUUACUUGGAAAGAGAGUGUUGUGGAUUUGACUAUUGACAGAAGGAAAACACUAGGAGAUCUCCGGCAAUCAGUAUUCCAGAUGUUGGAAUCUUGGGAAGGAGACAUGAUUCUCAGUAUUGCCAAGCCUUUACCAGCAGGACUGCACCUUUACCAGAUACUAAAUGGAGAUGAGCUGACAUUGGAUGGCAUUGGGCUGGCUGAUGGAGCAGAUGUCUUUGUGUGGAAUGGGAAAGAGGUUGGUGGCACGAAGGUGAUGACCGGUCCUGAUCAUGAACCUGUGGUCAUUAACGUUCUUCGUUUAGCGGAGUACAAUGAGGGAGGGAAGGGUCAGCACUUCACAGAGUCACAGCACGUCUUUUCCUGCAGCACAAAACUGGGUGAGCUGCACAGAGCCUUAGCACCAUCGGGAGGAAUAAUUCUAAAGAACCUCUCGGGACCAGAGAAAGAAGCUAAAAACUGGGAAGUCCUUCUGGAGGAAGACAUGAACAAAACAGUGAGAAGUGUUGGUCUGACAGAUGGAUGCUCAGUACUCAUCUUAGACAGCCAUGACCAGAGCUUCGUGAACGUGUCAAGUGGCAAUUUGACUGCUUUUACGUAUGACAUCAGCUGGCUCCAAGUGAAAAACUUCUGCAGAACAGGAGAUGAAGAGAAACACGUUAAAAUUACUGCCACUAUAGAAACGGUGAUGGCAGAUAUAAAAAUGAAAGCUAUACAGGAGCUUCAGCUCGAGGAGGAGCUGGCAAAUGCCAGCUGUCUGCGACCUGUCAGUGGAAACGGGAAACUUCUGUCUCCAGUGCCUGAGGAUUAUACUGUCAAGGAAGCAGAACUGAAGAUGGGAAGCUUGCUUGGGCUGUGUCAUGGGAAAGCUCCAACUUCCACUCAGCUCUUUUUGUACUUCAUUGUUGGGAGCGACCAAACUGCAAGCCCUGAGAUGGAGAUAGUUGUGGAAGAGACCACCUCUGUCAAAGAGUGUCUAAAUUUAAUGCUGGAAAAAUCUGGAUUAUCAGGUGACAACUGGCACUUGAGAAGGAUUGACUGGUGCUACGAAGCAGGGGAAGCAUUGAGUCAGGAAAAUGCCACUCUGAAGGAACUUAAUGUUUGCAGAGGAGAUACUUUGGUUAUAACUGAAGGAAAGCUGCAACCAAAGGGCUUCCUGAAGAUACCCAUCUGGUGGAAGUCCUCAAGUCCUAAGAAGCACGGCGAGCCUGCACAAGACCAAGUGAAUGGGCUGACUUGCCAGAUGGAUGCUUUGCAGGUGUCUCCUGCAGGAGAUUCACCAGAACACAUCCACACAGACAUGGAUCUUUGCUAUGCUGGCAGUAUAGAAAUAACAGGAGAAGCUUCUUUGGAAGAUCUGAAGAUGCAGGCUCUGACCUUACCAUGCUGCCAGGAGCAGGUUGUCCCCCUGCCCUCGUUCCUCAGAGCAUGGACAGUGGACAGCAAGCGCCCAGGCAAGCUUUUACGAAGCAACAAGCAGCAACUGAAUGACUAUAGGCUGGGUGCCAGAGUGGAAAUCUGCAUAGAACCUUUGCAAAAAGAAGAGAAUUUGGGCCCACAUGAGCUGCUGCUUCGAGUCCAGAUGGGAAUACCAGGAGAGAGGGACUACUAUGACUCCACGGAUUUGGUGUGGGAUAUCUCCAAGGAAUGCACAGCCUGGGCACUGAGGCAGAGAGUGGCUGCUCACUAUUGUCUCCCUGUAGAGAAAAUUGAAAUAGCCAAAUACUUCCCUGAAAGAUUUGAGUGGCUGCCAAUAUCCAGCUGGACACAGCAAAUCUCAAAGAGGAAAAAGAAGAAAAAGCGGGAGAGUUUACAGGCAGCACCUUACCACCUGAAGGAUGGAGAUUUCAUUGGGGUGAAG